GUGCUGGUGUCAGGUUUGAUCCACACCUCCACACGGGAAGGCUGAAGAUACAAGCUGAUACUGAUAAGAAGGAAGAGAAGAGAAACUAAACAUCACCAUGAAGCUGCUGACUGUGUCUACACUUCUCUGCGCAAUGGUGUCUCUGGGCACUGCUGCUGCACGUCGAGCUAAAGUGGCCAGUAAUGGGACAGAGCCAUUAAUUCCAGCAGGAGAACAUCAUGUUGCAAAGAGAGCAGCAUCUUGUCCAAGCGGCUGGACUCAGUAUGGGAAUCGAUGCUUUCUCUACAAUAACCAUCAAAUGACUUGGUCUCAGGCGCAGAGAAUCUGCCAGACCAUAAAUGCAAACCUGGCAUCUGUACACAGCUACGAGGAGUAUCAGUUCAUUCGAGGCGUCAUAUCUAGUGCCACUCAUGAAAGUGGACUAACAUGGAUUGGUGGCUCAGAUGCUCAACAGGAGGGUUACUGGUUUUGGAUGGAUGGAACCCGUUUCACAUUUACGCAAUGGUGUCAGGGAGAACCUAACAACCAUAGGGGAAACGAGCAUUGCUUGCUGGUGAAUUUUUCAGGAAGCAAGUGUUGGAAUGAUGGGACAUUGGAUCUGGGUAUGACCCCCCUGCCCCCAGCCACCUUCUCCAGCUAUCCAGGGGAUUUCCGUGCAUCCUGGGUGUGCUCCGAGGCCUCCACCUGGUGGAAUGCCCAAAAGAACCUCACAAAAAAGGAUGCCUGGAGAGAUGAGCCCUCCGUCACAGAUGGUGUGGUCAGUGAAGAGGAUCACCUGCAGAGAAAAGAGAGAAGACCAUCUACAAAAGACAGAGGCACCAUGAAGCUGCUGCUUGUGUCUGUACUUCUUUGUGCAGUGAUGGUUCUGACCCCUGCUGCUUUUCUUACAGAUAAAGUUGACAGCAGUGGUGCAGGGGAUUUAAUUCCAACAGGAAUAAGUGACCAGGUCAACAUGUCCUCUUGUUGUCCUCAUGGUUGGACUCGGUUCAAUCGUCGCUGCUUUGUCUAUAUUCCAACAGCCAUGAACUGGGCUCACGCUGAGAGAAAGUGCAGGUCCAUGGGGGCCCACCUUGCAUCUGUGCACAGCAGCAGCGAGUACCAUCUGAUUCAGAAGCUGACUGGCCCUUAUGGCUACAAAACUACUUGGAUUGGAGGAACUAAUGCAUCUGGGAAACAUGUUUGGUCGUGGACUGAUGGGAGCUGUUUCAGCUAUACACACUGGUGCCCAGGAGAGCCUAAUAAUGCCUGUGGCAAUCAGCAUUGUCUGCAGAUAAAUUAUAGUGGUUCCAAGUGUUGGGAUGAUUUGCAGUGUGACUCACGUCUGCCAUCUAUCUGUGCCAGGAAAAUCUCAAGACACCUGGGCUGAGACUGAAGCAUGAAAUUCCUAUAAAAACACAAACUGAUGUACAAUAGUGUUUGUGUUUUGCUUGCUCCAAUUUCUUUAUUUCAUUUUCAAGCAUUACAUUUUUUCUCUCAUUGUAGCACCCAAUUAAAACAUCAAACGACAAAUCAACAAAAACUGCAUUGUCUUUUAAGACCUUGUGUCUUUAACAAGAGCAGACUGGUUGUGUUACUACAGCGUUGAUUUUAGAAAACUGUUCUUUCUUCUGUUUUUCAUUUUUUUUCACUUGUUUUAUGCAGCAAUAAAGCUUUUAGUCAAGCAUC
Molecule: messenger RNA, 1665 nt
Organism: Oreochromis niloticus (Nile tilapia)
Lineage: Eukaryota; Metazoa; Chordata; Actinopteri; Cichliformes; Cichlidae
Product: aggrecan core protein
Exons: 16
Coding region: 98-1366 (422 amino acids)
Source: RefSeq, a predicted model, not a curated record